Messenger RNA from Drosophila rhopaloa, 2259 nucleotides. RefSeq lists its product as uncharacterized. The record is from RefSeq and is a predicted model, not a curated record. The transcript is spliced from 5 exons. Bases 148 to 1728 code for a protein of 526 amino acids. NCBI's taxonomy places the organism in Eukaryota, Metazoa, Arthropoda, Insecta, Diptera, Drosophilidae.
UGUGGUUAGCAUUGUAAGGAAAUAAAAGUUGUACUUAUAAAGAAAUUAAUAAAAACAUGCAAACAUUGCAAUUAGGUGGCAACGUUGCUGUGAAAAAAUAUCCUAUUUUUGCCCGCUUCAGCAAAGAAACAAGAGAACUUGACAAAAAUGGUUAAACAUAGGGCAGCGGCACAAGACGAUGACGCCUCCACCUCCACAAGCGGCGCAGGAUCAGGGGCAGCCUCCUCGUCUUCUUCCUCGUUCUCCUUUAAGCACUUUCUCAGCAGCACGGGCACUGUAACGGCUCCGACCAGCACUGUUACCUCUGCCGCCGUGCAGACGUCCACGGGCGCCCGCCCCAAGGUGCCCCAGUCGGCCUCCGCCUCCCACAUGCAACCGCCGGAUGUGAACGGCAGCAGUGCAUCCUCCAGGAUGAAGCGAUCUCCGCGAUUUAGCUCCUUCGACUCGCAGGCGAGUCUGACCGAGUACGCAGCCUGCGGGGGAGGUGCCACCAGCAGCAGCGGCGGGCCCCAGCACCGCUUGAGGCUGGAUAUGCGGCUGGGCCACGACGCCGUGCAGGAUGCCCUGGACAACGACGACGACGACCACGUGGCUCUAGCCGAGGUGCGCAACACGGGCAGGCAUUACGACAAGCGAAUAGAUGACGAUAUUUUCCCAUCAGCCGCUUCCAACCAACAACCCGCCAGUGGAACGCGCUACGUGCCGCGCUCCUACUCCAACUACGAAAUGCCACCCCAUGUGCCGUGUCCCUCAUCCUCGCCUCGCCGCCGGCCCGCGGGAAACCGCGAUCAACGCCCGACCCGUUUAGUGCUAUCCGCGAGCCCCAAGAUGAAGCUUGACCUGCCCCUGGACGCUUGUAAUGCAUUGGGUGGAGGAGCAAGUGGUGGAGCUGCAGCCGCGUCCGGCCUGCCAGACUUCGUACAGGAUCACCUGCCGGACGCUUGGUGCGCCGGGCAGGACGCCCUCCCCAGCUCGCCUCCCAACUCGCCUUUGGGAGCGGCCGAGGCGACAAGCGGAGCGGUGGGACUGCUGCUCUCCAACGCAGUCGCGCUCCCUGGUCCGCCCGGCGAGCCAGCCGCCGGCUCCACGACCAAAAUGCUGCCGGACUUCCUGUCGGACGGCCCCAUAAUUCAUUCGUCUCAGCGACUGGCCGACGUGGCUAUCGGCCUACCCUCCAAUUCCAUUGAUUCGCCUCCUCAGGAUCCGCCCGGCACUUUGCAAUUGUCGUCACUGCGACAAGAGAACGAGCGUCUGCAGCGGGAGCUGCAGGAGGCUCGCGCAGAACUCAAUGUCCAGACCAGAAGGGCUAGUGACUUUGAGCAGCAGCUGCUGCAUCUAUCCGAGGCAGCGAGACGACGGGAAGCACAGGCCGCGACGACCAACACACAGACCACGCAACAUCUGAGACGCCAGUUGGCCCAAUUAGAGACGGAGCUUAGCACUUUAAGGGGAGCCGGCGGCUCUGAUUGCGCCGCAGGAGGAGUUUCAGCGGCGACUCCUGACAGAGGCAGCAAAAGCGCCGCGAGCAGCGGAAGCAGCGGCACGCGACCGUCCAGAACGCACCAUUUGUCAAGGGAUCUUCUUCGUGCUGCCGACACCGCGGAGCAGAACCUUAGGCAACUACUGACUGGGGUGGACAACUUGCGCCAGAUGGCGGCCAACCUAGAACAGCCGGACCAGCCGCCAACAACGCCCCGAAGCCCCGAUUUGUACACCGACUUUAACUGAACUGCCCGGGCUGGUCUCCUUGCAGGGGACAUUGUGUCCCAGCUCAGAUCGGCUAUGGUUGUUUGCGUAAUCAUUGAAGCCCACGACGACGCGUAAAGCUUGUUUUUAGAUGACCCCGCAAAUGUUUUAUAUUUCCUUAUAAUCUGUUGCAUUGGGUUAAAUAUGAUCGGGAGAGUCCAGGAGGUUUGGUGAUGGGCAACGUGAAAAUCAAAGCGCAAACUCGUGAUGUUGGUUGAUAAAGCAUAAUAUAUAAUUCAUACUUGAUAAAUCAAUAUAGCAUAUUCGAGGACCUACAUACCUAAUAUCAAAGGCUAAUGUAAAUUACACCACAAUGUUAAAUGUCUGCCACCCAGAACUGCGCAUUGAAUCCGGGAUAAAGCGCUCCGCGCAGCAAUUAAUAAGGAGCGAUUAAAGCGAUAUAUUUUUUGUUAAAAACAAACAAAUUACCUGUGCACUUCAGUAGUUUGUGCUUCAGUACAUAGCAAACAAGAAUUGAAAUAAAUUAAUAUGAGACAACCAGCUGUUAACCCA